Molecule: messenger RNA, 576 nt
Organism: Colletotrichum chrysophilum
Lineage: Eukaryota; Fungi; Ascomycota; Sordariomycetes; Glomerellales; Glomerellaceae
Exons: 4
Coding region: 1-576 (191 amino acids)
Source: RefSeq, a predicted model, not a curated record
AUGGGUGGAGUUCCUCUCGGCGCCCUUGACAACCUCAAGGACAAGCUCAAGGAGAUCUUCAAGAAGAAGAAGACCAACAACACAACCCAGCCGACUAACGGGGCACAACCUGCUGCCACCACUUCGACCGCUACCCAGCCUACCAAGACCGAGGCCGCUCCCGCCGCUGCUCCCGCGACCGAGCCCGCAGCUCCUGCUGCCGCUGCCGCUCCCGCUUCUGAGCCCGCCAAGGCCCCCGAGCCCGCAGCCAAGCCGGAGGCAGCUCCGGCGACCACCGAGCCCGCCAAGGCCCCCGAGGCCGCUGCUGCACCUGCACCUGCGCCUCCCGCUGAAGCCCCCAAGGCUGCUGAACCCGCUGCACCGGCUGCCACCGAGCCCGCGAAGACGGAGACUCCCGCAGCCCCGGCUGCCGCCCCGGCCGCUGAGACUCCUGCUGCUGCUCCCCCGGCUGCGGAGCCCCCAGUGGAGGCCCCCAAGGCGGCAGAGCCAGCCAAGACGGAGACCGAGACGAAGGAGACUCCCGCUCCGGCUCCCGCCGCUGCUCCCGCCCCGGCUUCUGGAGCUCCCCCCGCCUAG